Molecule: messenger RNA, 1355 nt
Organism: Exaiptasia diaphana
Lineage: Eukaryota; Metazoa; Cnidaria; Anthozoa; Actiniaria; Aiptasiidae
Product: mediator of RNA polymerase II transcription subunit 21
Exons: 6
Coding region: 18-554 (178 amino acids)
Biological process (GO): regulation of transcription by RNA polymerase II
Cellular component (GO): mediator complex
Molecular function (GO): transcription coregulator activity
Source: RefSeq, a predicted model, not a curated record
UAAAAGAAAUUUCCAAUAUGGCGGACAGAAUAACACAGAUUCAAGAUGCUUUAAAUCAGCUUGCUGAUCAGUUCUGCAACAGCAUUGGGAUACUUCAACAAAGUCGAUGCCAUAGUUUACUGCUAGUUUCUGGCAUUUUAUCACAUUCUCUUUCAGUAGAGCUUUURUUUCCGCAUGUAAAUGUACUUCACCAAGGAGGAGGAUUAGUUAGGAUUAGUGUUAAACUAUGCAUAAUGAUUCCUGAAUUUUUAUUUGCAAUUUCAGAGACAAGUGGUAAUGACAAAAAUGCCCAACCAGAAGGACAUGAUGCUUUAUUUGCAACCCUUAUUGCAAGAACAGCAAAAGACAUUGAUUAUCUAAUAGACUCAUUACCAAGUGAAGAUUGCUCUCCUGAAUUGCAGGCAGCAAGCUUGCAAAAAUUGGAAGCUGAAAACCAAGAAGCAGGUAGAAAACUUGAAGAUGUUGUCAGAAAGGGAGAAAAGUUGUUAGAACUCAUUCAGAGAGCACUAGAUGAGAUUGCAGAGUCAAAACUUUCAUUGACGCAUGACAGUUGACACAUCUUGCAAGAAAUAUCUACAUGGUAAGAAGUGGUUCUACAGAGGGCAGUGUUAGCUAAAAGAGACUUCAACAUUGACUGCAAACUGCAACUCAAGUCAGCUCAAGCCUUGAUGGCACCCCCACUGGCAACUUCUGAUAAAAUACAGUUUUUUCUCCAUUCAACACACACAAAGGGCUCGUAAAAACURGAUUCUAGUAGAGAAAGUUGGCGCAAGUUUGACCAUAAAAACAAUGAAGAAAUGGSUGAACAGCUUCUGUUCAUCUCAGACUGUAUUUUUAUCAAAACGACCUCUCAAAAUAUUGCGARAAAAAACAUAUCUUCAAAAGAAAUGAAAAAGAAGUUGUACUUUGAAACAAGAUUAAUUUAUUUUCACUACAGUUAGUCAAAUCACAUUACAGCAUUCCUUGCUUUGGAAUUUCAUAUGGAAUAUUUUCAUAUGAAAUAUUUUCAUAUAUGAUAUGAAAUAUUUUCAUAUCAAUAAAUUAAUGUGCCACGACCAUCAGACUAUCGCACAUYGUGGCAUAUAUCAAGUUCAAAAUUGCAUCCAACAGCUAUACGAUUGCAUUUGAUAUCAAGGAAUGAAGAGCUUGAAAUGUUUUGUGGGUAGAAAAUGUUGCACGACAAAUCUAUCAAGUACGAUGCAAUGAUUUCUGUGUUGAGUUUUCAAUAGAAUAUUGUAUUAGUUGCUUUAGAAAUUACAGAUAGCACCUUUAUUUUAACAUCUUCGUAUUUGAAUACCGGUCCUGUAUACGUAGGUUUGUAUAACUCUGAUUUGAAUAUCAAUUCAAUAUCUGAA